Molecule: messenger RNA, 537 nt
Organism: Lactuca virosa
Lineage: Eukaryota; Viridiplantae; Streptophyta; Magnoliopsida; Asterales; Asteraceae
Source: the annotation of a GenBank genome assembly
CUCAUCUCCAAACCAUUUUUCUGCUCCUUUCUCAACUGAGCUGCAAAAGCAGUUAUGGAGGUAGCGACAAUGGCUUCCCACUUCUUCCCCAGCGCACGCAUAGUUUCAAAAACCAAUUCACGAAGUAAUCGAACUGUACCCGCUUCUUUAUCAUCUUCUAAUUCGUCUAUUAAAGCUUCCUUAUCCACCAAUUUUACCUCCCCGUUCGUCGGCAGCAGUAUUUCCAGCGACUUCUCCGGUCAGAAGAUCCGACCUGCAUCCCUCAACCCGUCUUUAAGCUCUCAUGGAAAACGACUCGGUGUUACCAUGGUGAUUCCUUUCUCAAGGGGAAGUGCUUGGGAACAACCACCUCCAGAUUUAGCAUCUUAUUUAUACAAGAACAGAAUUGUGUAUUUGGGUAUGUCUCUAGUCCCCUCUGUAACUGAACUCAUAUUGGCAGAAUUUCUUUACCUUCAAUACGAGGAUGACAAAAAGCCCAUAUACCUUUACAUAAACUCUACUGGAACUACCAAGGGUGGUGAAAAAGUUGGGGUAUGA